Molecule: messenger RNA, 2229 nt
Organism: Prunus avium (sweet cherry)
Lineage: Eukaryota; Viridiplantae; Streptophyta; Magnoliopsida; Rosales; Rosaceae
Source: RefSeq, a predicted model, not a curated record
AUGGCAGUUCCACAAAGAACAAGCAUGCUAGUUGAGCUUCAUCACUCAAAGCAAUUUUGCUUCUUUUUAAUUCUAGUAUUCUCUAGCACCAUAUCUACGAAUCAUGCAUGCAACCAAACUGAACGCAGCUCUCUCCUGUCCUUGGCUCUCAAUCUGUCUUCUCCUACUUUAAAUUGGAAUUCUGAUAAUUGUUGCUCUUGGGAAGGCAUCACUUGUAAAGAUGGCUGGGUAACCCAAUUGCUCUUACCCUCCAAAGGGCUCAAAGGAGGUGAGUUUCCCUUUUCCCUUGGUUCUCUCACACAUCUCACCCACCUCAAUCUCUCACACAACUCACUUUAUGGUUCACUUGAAAUCGGAUUCCUCUUGUCAUUGAAUCGCCUUGAAAUCCUUGAUUUGAGCUAUAACCUUCUUUCCGGAGAGCUUCCAUAUUCUCUACCAUCCAGUAGUAAUAUCCAUGUCGUGGAUUUGUCCAGCAAUCGCUUCCACAGUGCAAUCCCAUCUUCGUUCUUCCAACAUGCUUGGAACUUGACUAGUUUCAAUGUCAGCAACAAUACCUUCAUCGGAUUUAUCCCGUCCUCUAUUUGUCUUCAUUCUUCCCCCUUCAUUAGGGUACUAGAUUUUUCCUUGAAUAAAUUUAGUGGCAAAAUUUCUCCCGGACUAGAGGAAUGUUCCAAACUACUGGUUUUUCGUGCUGGUUACAAUAAUCUCUCUGGAGAACUUCCGAAUGAUAUCUAUAAUGCAACAACACUUCAAGAAAUAGCUUUACCGAUGAAUUCGCUUAACGGACCCGUUAGCGAUAGAAUUGUCAAUUUCACCAACCUUGCAGUCCUCGACCUCUACCAUAAUAACUUGAUUGGCAAGCUACCUAAAAAUACUGGGAAACUCUCCACACUAAAACUCAUGCUCCUUCAUUUCAACAAUCUAGAAGGUUCUCUGCCCCCAUCUUUGAUGAACUGCACAAGCCUUAUAGAACUGAAUCUGGGUUUCAACAACUUCGAAGGAGAAAUCUCCACCCUAAAUUUCUCCAAACUUAGUCAACUUAGUAAACUUGACCUAGGAAGUAAUUCCUUCAAUGGUCACUUGCCAAUAAGCCUUUACUCAAGCAAGUCCCUGAAAGCAAUUAGGCUAAGCUCCAACUAUCUAGAGGGGCAAAUACAACCUAAGAUUCGUUCAUUAAAAUCCUUGUCCUACCUUUCGCUUGGUGCCAAUGAACUGACCAAUGUCACAGGGGCAAUGAAGAUAUUAAUGGGUUCCAAGAGUCUUGCGACCCUCCUUCUUCCGUAUAGUUUUGUAGGUGAGGAAAUGCCCACUGAUGAAGACAUGGUUGGUUUCGACGGAUUCGAAAAUCUUCGAAUUUUAGCUUUGGGUGAUUAUGAUCUCACUGGUCAAAUACCUAUGUGGUUAUAUAAGCUCAAAAAGCUAGAGAUCUUGGACAUGCCUUUUAAUAGAAUCACAGGCUCAAUCCCUAGUUGGUUGGGAACUCUUCCAAGGCUCUUUUAUAUAAACUUUGACUCCAACCUAAUUUCUGGUGAAUUUCCAAAGGAGCUAUGCAAACUUCCCAUGUUGGUAUCUGAACAAGCUGCAGCUCAAGUAGACCAUAAUUUUCUUGAACUGCCUAUCUUCAUCCAACCUGAUGGUGCUCAAGCUUUACAAUACACCUAUUUGUCUUUCUUGCCGCCAUCGAUAUACCUACACAACAAUAGCAUCAGUGGCAGCAUACCUGUUGAGAUUGGUGGACUGCAGCUUCUUCAUGCGUUGGAUCUCAGCAACAACUUCUCCGGUGAAAUUCCAGACCAAAUAUCCAAUCUCAAAAAUAUGGAUACGUUGGAUCUCUCCGUGAAUCAUUUGUCUGGAAAAAUCCCAACAUCAUUGAGGAGUCUUAAUUUCUUGUCAUUUUUCAAUGUCUCCUACAAUAAUCUUGAAGGACCAAUACCAACAAGUACUCAGCUCCAAGGCUUCAAUGCCUCUGCAUUUGAGGGGAACCAGAAACUUUGUGGUGCCCACCUCCCAAAUGAAUGCCUGGGAACUAAUGGGAUUGAUGCAGGUAAUAAGAAUAAUCAAGAUGUGGACAAUGGGCAUGAAAAUGGGCAUGAAAUCCCAUGGUUUUAUAUUUCCCUUGCGCUUGGAUUUAUUGUGGGAUUUUGGGGAGUUUGUGGUCCUUUAAUGUUUAAGAAGAUAUGGAGAUACGCAUAUUUCCAAUUUCUAGACAAUGUACAAGACAGGCUCUAU